Candida tropicalis MYA-3404 is the source of this 348-nucleotide messenger RNA. RefSeq names its product mitochondrial 37S ribosomal protein uS14m (gene MRP2). NCBI's taxonomy places the organism in Eukaryota, Fungi, Ascomycota, Pichiomycetes, Serinales, Debaryomycetaceae. The record is from RefSeq and is a predicted model, not a curated record. Gene Ontology annotation, biological process: translation. Gene Ontology annotation, cellular component: mitochondrial small ribosomal subunit; ribosome. The coding region runs from base 1 to 348 and encodes 115 amino acids. Gene Ontology annotation, molecular function: structural constituent of ribosome. The transcript has a single exon.
AUGCCAUUUAGAUUCCCAGUUAAAUUUGACAUACCUAAGCAUGCACAUAUUAAUGCUAGAGUGCUUAGAGAUCACUUCAAAAGAUUACAAGUUGCUGAACAUGAAGUGACUAGAAACGCUUUGAAAUAUAUUGCAAGAAAUGAAGAGUUACCAGCAAGAGCCAGAGUUGAAGCCCAAUUACAGUUAGCUUCCAUGCCAAAAUAUACCUGUCGAGUUCAAGUUAGAGAUAGAUGUAUUGCCAGUGGAAACUCUAAGUCUGUUAUUCAUGAUUUCAAAUUGAACAGAACUGAGUUUAGAAAUAGAGCUAGAGCUGGAUUAAUCCCAGGUGUCAAAGUCGCUUCUUGGUAG